AUAAAGAUCAGCACUGGCCAUUUGUCAAAUUGCAAGCAGAUCAAGAUGUGUGGUUAAUGUCUUCAUUCUGCUGCUAGCUAAACUUUAUUUUCCUGCUGUCACCAUUUGGCAAGAUGUUUCAGAACUUUACACCGGAUUAUGAAAGAGAAGAAAAGAAUACUGGCCACUCCAUACAUGCCUUGAUCACAGAGACUACUUCUACUGCUCAUGCAGCCAAGGGAAAUGAGACCCAAUAUUUAUUCCAAGAAGAGAAGACUCUGUUGAUAUUGUUAUAUAUUACUCUACCUUUCUUUUUUUUGGGACUUUUCAGCAAUGGAGCUGUUAUUUGGUUUCUCUGCUGUAGAAUCAAAAAGACUAAAUACACAGUAUAUGUACUGAAUUUAGCCGUUGCUGAUUUCAGUCUCCUCUUCUGUCACAUCGUAUACGUUUUAAUCAGUCUAGUUGCAUGGGAUGACUCUGUUUGGAUGUCGCAUUUUCUUUUAGCAUUUGAUAUCUUGAAUUAUUUGGGAUACAAUACCAGUUUUUUCCUAUUGACAGCAAUUAGUGUGGAGAGGUAUAUGGGUGCUUUUUUCCCUUUCUGCUAUCGUUUUAAACGGCCAAAGCAUCUUUCUACCAUACUGUGCGCUGUCCUGUGGGCCCUCUCCUGUAUCAUGAUGGGAAUAGAUUAUUUAUGUUGGCAGGAAUACAUGUAUUACAUAGGUAUUUAUCCUGCAAAUACAAUCGUUACCACUGUUCUCAUGCUAUUUUUGCCAGUUAUGGUCUUUUGUAGCUGCAGUCUGUUUAUCAAAAUAUCUAGAUACCCAAAGUCAAAAUCUCCAGCUCGCUUUUAUCGUACUGUUUUUAUCACAGUCAUUCUGUUUCUUAUCUUUGCUGUGCCUCACAAGAUCCUUUGUCUGAUGGAAUACACCCAGCCAAUGGUGGACAUAAAGUGGACGAUCAUCCGUAGCUUUUCCUUGCUUAAUUUAAUCAACAGCAGCCUCAAUCCUUUUGUUUACUUUUUUGUUGGAAGACAGAAGCAGCAGCAUUCCAAGGAACCCUUGCAUGUAGUGAUCUAUAGGUCCUGCAAUGAUGAAAUCCUGGAUCAUAUAAGCAGUGAACAAGUGGCAUGAACACCCAUUCUCACUAAAAGCAGCUUUCUACAGAUCUGUUUGAUGAAAGGUGAUUGAUUCAUUCAAAAGGCUGCUUAUGAAGUCAGUUCUCUAACACGUUCCAGGAUGAUGAUUUGCCAGGGUGGAUUUCCAUAUCUCUUAACCACGCCACCUCUGUACCUGAGGCCUGUUUUUUUCCCCCAUUUUCUUGCCUUUACUAGGAUAUAUAAUUUUACUUUGCUUGGCUUUUUAGAUAGUCAACCAUUAUUGUUUGCACCUGAUAAUAGAGCCUUUCUCAAUAACCUUGAUUAUAUACUUUUUUUGGCAAAUUAAGAAGUCUCUUGGCUCUUCGGAUAUCCAGUUUUCUUCAAUAUGCAAUGAGGCAUGGGCCAACGCUCUAAUUAUAUCCAUGUGGAAACUUCUUUUGCAUUG
Messenger RNA from Pantherophis guttatus, 1520 nucleotides. The record is from RefSeq and is a predicted model, not a curated record. Lineage: Eukaryota; Metazoa; Chordata; Lepidosauria; Squamata; Colubridae.